Pistacia vera is the source of this 998-nucleotide messenger RNA. Its product is annotated as 7-methyl-GTP pyrophosphatase. Gene Ontology annotation, molecular function: nucleoside triphosphate diphosphatase activity. Lineage: Eukaryota; Viridiplantae; Streptophyta; Magnoliopsida; Sapindales; Anacardiaceae. The record is from RefSeq and is a predicted model, not a curated record. The coding region runs from base 127 to 822 and encodes 231 amino acids. The transcript has 10 exons.
GAGUAAAGGAAAAAAUCAUGUACACGGGACAUAUUCCUGUUUUCUUUUAUUGCCCUGUUUUUGUGUUCCUACUCGCCAUUCAUCUGACUCACUCACUCACUCGCGGUCCCGACAAUUGAGAAAGACAUGGAAGCCAGUGCGUCUCCCUUCAAGAUAAUAUUGGGCUCGUCUUCAAUGCCCCGUCGAAAAAUUCUUGCUGAAAUGGGAUAUGAAUUCACGAUAAUGGCUGCUGAUAUUGAUGAGAAAUCCAUUCGAAAGGAGACGCCUGAAGAGUUAGUAAUGGCUAUUGCUGAGGCAAAGGCUGAUUCCAUCAUAUCGAAACUGCAAACUACGGACAGUCAACCCAUGAAUGCUGAACCUACAAUUUUGAUUACAGCAGACACAGCAGAAGCCAUCCUAAACAAGCUCCCCAUUGGUGACCAUGUAAGGGAAGCUGAGCCAACAUUAUUAGUUACUGGUGAUCAAGUGGUGGUCUAUGAAGGUGUGAUCAGAGAAAAACCAUCCAGCAAGGAAGAAGCAAGGCAAUUCAUAAAAGGUUAUUCUGGGGGGCAAUGUGCAACAGUGGGAUCUGUUCUUGUUACAAACGUUAAAACUGGAUUCAGGAAAGGAGAAUCGGACAGGGUGGAGAUCAAUUUCCAUGAGAUACCAGAUGAAACAAUUGAGAAGCUGAUUGAGGAGGGGGUUGUGCUUAACGUUGCUGGGGGACUUAUAAUUGAACAUCCUUUGAUACUGCCCUGUGUUAAACAAGUGGUAGGAACGAUGGAUAGUGUGAUGGGACUCCCCAAAGCCCUUACUGAGAAACUCAUAAAGGAAGCUCUCUAACUGAGCCAAGUGCAAUUUUUUUAUGUUUAUGAUAUUUACCCAAUUGGCACCCGUUGUUUUCCUGUGCGGCUGUGCCCCGUUAUAUAAUGAACUAGUUAUCUGAAUUUAAAAAACAGCUGUUAUGUUAUGUUAACCGUCUGUGACAUUUCCAAACUAGUUAAAUGAAAUCAGUGUCU